Hipposideros armiger (great roundleaf bat) is the source of this 2157-nucleotide messenger RNA. RefSeq names its product RAB40C, member RAS oncogene family (gene RAB40C). The record is from RefSeq and is a predicted model, not a curated record. The coding region runs from base 239 to 1087 and encodes 282 amino acids. Gene Ontology annotation, biological process: intracellular signal transduction. Gene Ontology annotation, molecular function: GTP binding; GTPase activity. The transcript has 7 exons. NCBI's taxonomy places the organism in Eukaryota, Metazoa, Chordata, Mammalia, Chiroptera, Hipposideridae.
CUCUGCGGAAGUAGCGGCCGCAGCUUACUAGGGGCGGGUUAGUCCUCCUGGACUCAGACGCGUCACGUCACCCCGGGGACCGCCACCAUCCUACUCCCGUCCGCGGGAAGGAAGGGGCGUAUGCAAACAACCUGGAGUUCCAAGUUCCCGAUUAGUCGGUCGGAGGCCUCCUCCCCGCCGUGCACCCGCGGCCGGCGCCGUAGGCAUGCGGGCGCGGCCUGCGCGCGCGUGAGCGAGGAUGGGGACGCAGGGCAGCCCAGUCAAGAGCUACGACUACCUGCUCAAGUUCCUGUUGGUGGGCGACAGCGACGUGGGCAAGGGCGAGAUCCUGGAGAGCCUGCAGGACGGGGCGGCCGAGUCCCCGCCGUACGCCUACAGCAACGGGAUCGACUACAAGACUACCACCAUCCUGCUGGACGGCCGGCGGGUCAAGCUGGAGCUCUGGGACACAUCGGGCCAGGGCAGGUUCUGCACCAUCUUCAGGUCCUACUCCAGGGGCGCACAGGGGAUCCUCCUGGUGUACGACAUCACCAACCGCUGGUCCUUUGACGGCAUUGACCGCUGGAUCAGAGAGAUUGACGAGCAUGCACCUGGGGUCCCCCGGAUCCUGGUUGGGAACCGGCUGCACCUGGCCUUCAAGCGGCAAGUGCCAACGGAGCAGGCGCGUGCCUACGCGGAGAAGAACUGCAUGACCUUCUUUGAGGUCAGCCCACUGUGCAACUUCAACGUCACCGAGUCCUUCACGGAGCUGUCACGCAUCGUGCUCAUGCGGCACGGCAUGGAGAAGAUCUGGAGGCCCAACCGAGUGUUCAGCCUGCAGGACCUCUGCUGCCGUGCCAUCGUCUCCUGCACCCCCGUGCACCUCAUCGACAAGCUCCCGCUGCCUGUCACCAUCAAAAGCCACCUCAAGUCCUUCUCGAUGGCCAAUGGCAUGAAUGCUGUCAUGAUGCACGGGCGUUCCUACUCGCUGGCCAGUGGGGCGGGGGGCGGCGGCAGCAAGGGCAACAGCCUCAAGAGGUCCAAGUCCAUCCGCCCCCCACAGAGCCCACCCCAGAACUGCUCCAGGAGCAACUGCAAAAUUUCUUAGCGGGGCAGGCUAGUGCCUCCUGUGCCUGUCCAGAUGCACUGGGGAGCGAGGGCUCAGGCUUGGGGAAGCUCCUGGCACCAUGUGCAGGGAAGACUUUGGCCACAGGGUACCCUCCUGGGAGCAUGGGCACACCUCGUGGGCAGGUGGCCUCCACCCGAUGAGCCCUGUAGGACAGACAGCAGAGGCUGCGCUGUGGAGCGAGCCCAGGUCACCAUGUGCUCUGCCUGGUCCCGCCUCCAGGGGACUGUCCUGGGUUCCCACAGAGCCUGGCUCACUUUUAUUUAUACAGAAGACAUUUCACCACUUUCGUACCUUUUUAAAGGGCUGACGGGGAAGCCUUAAUGCAGCCACGGGGUGAGCAUGAGUCCACUCGUGGGGACGAACUUGGGGACAUUAGAGAGGGAGGGAUUUGCAGCAAAGAUGGGAAGGAAUCUGGUCACGUACACUUCAUGUGGUGUGUGGGCUAUACAGGGGCCCGUGGGGACACGUGGAGCUUCGGGCCACCGUCUCGGACCCCACUGCUCAUUUUGGCCUUUCUGAGCAUGGUGGUCAAUGUGCCCAGCACUGUGUGGUGCCGGUGUGGGCCUGGCCGUCUGCACAGUGGGGCUGCAGCUUCCCGGGCGAUGUCCCAGUGUGUCAUGGAGCCAUGGGAUCCCAAGUGGAGCACCGACGUUUCUGGAAGAGGAGAAGCGGGGUGCACCCCACAUCCUUUCCUGUGUGAGGGCAUCUUGGGUCACGUUUACAUAUGUUGCUACGUGAGACAGGCUCAGCAUCUCUCCGAGUGAAGAUGCAAAGCCAUCUGCAGGUGAUAAGUAUUCAAGGGGCCGCCUGGUGCUGUGCGGUUCUGUACUGAGUCACUGCCCACUCGCCUCCCAGGCGUCUGGACCCAACUCUUGCCAGCUUCUGUUCCUUGACCUUGGGUGUCACCCCAUAGCUGCUUCUUGCCCAGCAUCACCCCUCUGCGAGGUCCCAUGGCACCAGAACCAUUCUACCCAUUUCUUUCUUUCUUUUUUUUUUUUUUUUAAGCUGAUCCAUCCUGCCAUCUGUUGGCAGCUCAGCAGCUGCUCAGC